This is a messenger RNA of Calidris pugnax (ruff), 438 nucleotides long. Its product is annotated as protein transport protein Sec24B-like. Gene Ontology annotation, molecular function: SNARE binding; zinc ion binding. The transcript is spliced from 4 exons. Gene Ontology annotation, biological process: COPII-coated vesicle cargo loading; endoplasmic reticulum to Golgi vesicle-mediated transport; intracellular protein transport. Lineage: Eukaryota; Metazoa; Chordata; Aves; Charadriiformes; Scolopacidae. Gene Ontology annotation, cellular component: endoplasmic reticulum exit site; COPII vesicle coat. The record is from RefSeq and is a predicted model, not a curated record. The coding region runs from base 139 to 438 and encodes 99 amino acids.
AGAGAAAUUUAGGUCUUACUAGUUUAUUUUUUUUAAUGCUUCAGGCUGCCUGGAGACUCAAGAACAAGAAUAGGGUUCAUAACGUUUGACAGCACUGUUCAGUUUUACAACUUGCAAGAAGGUCUAUCUCAGCCUCAGAUGCUGAUUGUCUCAGAUAUUGAUGAUAUUUUCCUACCUACACCAGAUAGUUUACUUGUAAAUCUCCAUGAAAGCAAAGAGCUGAUCAAGGAUCUGUUGAAUGCAUUACCAAAUAUGUUCACCAAUACGAGAGAAACACACAGUGCGUUGGGCCCUGCUCUUCAGGCUGCCUUUAAACUGAUGUCUCCGACGGGAGGCCGGAUAUCUGUGUUUCAAACCCAGUUGCCAUCUUUGGGAGCAGGGCUCUUGCACUCCCGAGAAGAUCCCAAUCAAAGGUCAAGCACAAAGGUAUUUUCUUAA